Molecule: messenger RNA, 446 nt
Organism: Suillus clintonianus
Lineage: Eukaryota; Fungi; Basidiomycota; Agaricomycetes; Boletales; Suillaceae
Exons: 2
Source: RefSeq, a predicted model, not a curated record
CCAUGAGCCUGAUGCUCCAAGCUCUCAGUUGUUUCCGCACAUCUUCGGCUUUUGUUAGCGAUGUAGACGGUAUGUAUAUGAACAGAAGGGAGAGACCUGUCUUGCAGGUGAUUGUUACGCAGACAAGGGAGAGGUAUGAGGAUGACAUGGCGUUUGAGGAGAUUGAGGAGCAGCGGGGCUUGAGAGAAAUGCUUGGUCGCCGUCCGUCAGGGAUGAUACAUAACGGAUACGUAUAUUCCAAGAUCUGCGUAUGCAUACAUAUCGUUGAGGCAUGAAUGAAAACCGCUCAGAAAUCAUUGAUAUUCAAAAUUAAUUACCACAGUUCCAGGGUCCCGAUGUGCAUCACGCUGCGAACAGAUGCAACGUCUUUUUCGCGUGCAAUGAUAUCGUGAUCUGACGCGACCCUCUGGUAUUCACCAUCACGCCGCUGCGCUAGCAAACAUGCA